AUGGAGACUCGGAAACCCACUACGAGAACGGUCGCUCAGAGAAGAGUAUACGGGAAGCGGAAAAACAAUGCGCCCAGGGCAGUCUUUGAUCAAAAAAGCCCAGCGAGGGAGACACGCAAGGCUGUUGAUGCGACUGUCGAGGCCGUCCAAUCCAAGCUGGCUGAAAUAACCAUCAACGAGGAGCCAGUUUCUGCAGCGCAAGAGGUAGAGACGUCACAGAAUGAGGAGGUAGCAGCAGAAGAUCUGGAAGAGGAUUCGAAAAUCCAACACCCUAACGACCCACCAUCUAUGACCGCUGAUUUCCAUUCUACGCUCCCGUCUAUGGAUAUUCCGACCGAGUACCCCGCCGAAAAGAUAUCAGAGAUGAAGCGAUACGAGAAAAUGGUGGAGGUCCGGGUUUCCCCCGAAGAAGCGGACGCGCAAAAAACACCCAAAAAGGCAGUACCUAAGCCCAACAAUCUCUCCCAGGAAAAGCGAUCUACUAAGAAGACCUCUGCUGGCCGGAGAUCAUCUGGAUUCAUCCACGACCCCAAAAUCAACGCCUACGUUCGCCCAAUCCUCAACGAAUCCCUAUCUCCAAUCGCAUCACAAAGCAUUCAAAGGUUCGGCUCGUGGGCGUCCAAAUCAACGAAGAUGUUCCACGUCGCAAAAUUAGCCGAAGGAUCCUAUGGCGAAGUCUACAAACUGCAUUUACACGAGGAGGGUGAGCGACCGAUGGUCUCGAAAUCAAAAUUGGCAAAACUGCGAGCAUACGGAGAUGGCGUCUUCAAGGUCGUCCCCUUGAAUGCGCCACGAGGGCCCGGCUCGAAGAAAUUCACUUCUAUUGAGGAAAUUGCUGCCGAGGCGAAGAUGCUUAAAUACCUUGAUCCAAUCCCCGGGUUCGCGCGCUUCAGAGAGAUUCAUGUUGUACAGGGUCGAUUCCCCGAGACCUUCCAGAAAGCGUGGGACCAUUAUAAGGAGACGAAGAACGACUGUUUGAAUCCUGAUCCCUCUAGUAAGAAGUCGUAUGCGGAUACGCAGUUGUGGGCGAUUGUGGAGAUGGACGAUGCGGGGUGUGAAUUGGAGAAAUUCUCUUGGUCAUCGAUUUUCCAAAUCUAUGAUAUCUUUUGGGGCGUUACUAUGGCUCUUGCCCGUGCUGAGGAAUAUGCGAUCAUCGCGAUCUUCAUCUUGGAAAUGUUUGUAUUCGGUCGACUAGGCCAGAUGGUUCUAUGGAGCCCCCCCUCGGAUCUGGAUGCUGUGCGACAAUCUUCUCCUAGUGGCUUCGGCACUAGCUCUAUCGAGACCACCAUAAUCGACUACUCGCUCUCGCGUGCUGAACUCCGCUUGGCCGAUCUGCCUGAUGACCCUGAAGGUGUGGUCGAGAUUGCUUCUUCGGACUUGGAUAAGAAGCAAAUCUUCGAUGCGAUCGGUGAAGACGAGGAUGAAAUCCUGCUGCGUAAUACGUACAGAUACAUGCGCGCAACAGUCUACACGGGAGAUCCCUCGCAAACGGAAAAGAUCAAAGAUAUCCCAGGGAUCUGGUCAGAGUAUGCGCCUCGGACAAACUUGGUCUGGCUACUCUUUCUCCUCAAGAAUCUCCUCAAGAACCGCAAGCCAGAGGCUGUAGUAUCUGUACCUCCUACUCAGUCUCAGCGGCAAGCACUUGCGCCAUGUUCGCCUAAUCGGAAGACAACCAACCGAGCGCUGGAUAAUUCUAAGCCAGCUAAGACGCAAGAGCAUGCUGGCAGUGCUGCUCUUGUUAAGGAGCACCAGAGCAAGGGCCUGCAGAGCAGAAUUGCAAAGCUUAAGCAGGUGCUAGAGGGUAGAAUGGAAACGGUUCUUAAUCUUCUUGACCUGGAACAUGGACAUGAAGAUAUGUGCUGUGCGGCGGAUCUUGUUGCUUAUGCCAUGGAUUCGCAAUGGCUAGUUGAGCAGGACUUCUUCUAG
Messenger RNA from Penicillium manginii, 1926 nucleotides. RefSeq lists its product as uncharacterized. Gene Ontology annotation, biological process: intracellular signal transduction; mitotic cell cycle. The coding region runs from base 1 to 1926 and encodes 641 amino acids. Gene Ontology annotation, cellular component: nucleus; cytoplasm. Lineage: Eukaryota; Fungi; Ascomycota; Eurotiomycetes; Eurotiales; Aspergillaceae. The record is from RefSeq and is a predicted model, not a curated record. The transcript has 3 exons. Gene Ontology annotation, molecular function: histone H3T3 kinase activity.